This is a messenger RNA of Physcomitrium patens, 1111 nucleotides long. Lineage: Eukaryota; Viridiplantae; Streptophyta; Bryopsida; Funariales; Funariaceae. The record is from RefSeq and is a predicted model, not a curated record.
UGUUAUUGCAUUACGUGCGUGGAGAUUGGUGUUAAUUUAUUUUUGAAGUAUUGAAAUGGGGGAAUUGAGUGUUUGGUGUGCGCGUGCUGAGUUAAUGGGGUUCGGCAGUAUAGACUGUUCAAUGAAUCGUGUGAUUGUACGCAGUAUGCAAUUUUGGUAUUGCACUGUUCGUUGUCUACGGUUUUUCGAAAGUGUUUAAUUAUUCUUUUUUCGAUGAAUAAAUAAAUAAACCAUGACACAUCGAUAAUGAUAAUUAUAAUGAUGAAUUAUUUAUUUGAGAGACAUCGAAGAGUGUAAGCGUGUGAUCUUCCCAAUACUGCAUUCUGGUAAUGCAGUAUUUGGUGGAAGGGCAGUUGCAAAUUUUUUUUGUACUGAAUUGAAUGAAUGAUUAAUCUGAUGGUGUGUAGAGGUUUGUGUGUGUACGCUUGACGCGUUGGGGGAUGCAACAAUCCUUUUGCCGUGGUUAGAGACUUUGCGUACUGUUGCUAGGUUAACUGGAUUGAAAUAUCUGCAUACAGGCUUGAGUUGAGCUAAGAAGCUGAAUACGAAAUAUAUUGGCACUGAGACUUGGUAUCUUUGCAGCAAUAUGGGGAUUUUCAGAACCAGUUUUUCGUUCUCGCUUGGUGCGUUCACUGGUGUAUACAUUGCGCAGAAUUACACUAUCCCGAAUUUGAAAACUUUCAUUACGACUGGGCUUAUAGUUGCUAAACAGUUGGAAACUCAAUAUCGUAAGCCUUCUAAAGGGGAAGAUGACUAAAAGUCUGUUUCUAUAUUUCUAUAUUUUUCUUUCAUAAAAAACAUCCAGCAAUUGUUAUGGAUGAUUCAGGCAUGGUUACCAACAGUUUUAUUUGAAGAGGUUGAGGUUAAAUCGAGCUUGGUUGACAAAGCUUCCUGGUUGCUCACCUUGACCAAGCUUUACCUGUUAAAAUACGUACCCAUUAAAAGCUAGACGCAAUGGUUUGUAAAUUGAUGUUGUAGUUCUGUUUCUUUUUAAAACGAAUUUACUGGGAGCAUCGAUGAAUGAUCAAGACCAUAUAUCUGCUUUUCGCAAAAUUUCUCCAUUGGCAUUGGAAUUUGAGUCCAGGCGAUUGUAAUAAAUGGUUUGAGCGGA